AUGGUCCCCAAGCCAAAACAAAAGCCCAGCACGUCUUCCCGGACAUGGGAUGGCCUCAACCCCCCACUGUCGCAAUGGGCUCUCGACGCCGUAUCCUCCAUGGGCUUCACCCGCAUGACCCCAGUUCAGGCUUCGGCCAUUCCGCUAUUCAUGGCGCACAAGGACGUGGUUGUGGAAGCUGUUACUGGUAGCGGAAAGACCCUAUCCUUCCUGAUUCCCGUGGUGGAAAAGCUUCUACGCCUUGAUGAGCCUCUCAAAAAACACCAUAUUGGAGCAAUCAUUAUCUCCCCAACAAGAGAACUUGCGUCGCAGAUCUAUCAAGUCCUUUUAUCACUACUCGAAUUCCACCCCGCAUCUGCGGCGGCGAUUAAUCCACCCGAAGGAGAUGCGCCUCGUCCUAAAACCUCAUCUUCCACCCUAAAGGUGGUCCCCCAGCUCUUGCUAGGCGGCACAACAACCCCUGCGGAGGAUCUCAGUUCAUUCCUCAAGCGAUCACCGAACGUUUUGGUUUCCACCCCAGGAAGACUGCUCGAACUUUUGUCGUCGCCCCAUGUACACUGUCCGCAGUCAUCGUUUGAAAUGCUGGUCCUUGAUGAGGCGGACAGGCUUCUGGAUCUCGGCUUCAAGGAUGAUCUUCAGAGGAUCCUCCGCCAUCUGCCCAAGCAGCGAAGGACGGGUCUUUUCAGUGCCAGUAUCAGCGAAGCCGUCGACCAAAUCGUCCGUGUGGGUCUCCGGAAUCCUGUCAAAGUAGCUGUCAAGGUCAGGGGCGGCUCCGGAGUUAAGGACAAGCGCACACCAGCAAGUCUGCAAAUGACUUACCUUACAACACCCCCGGCGCAUAAAUACUCUAUCCUGAAACAAAUCCUCUCAACCGUCCAACCGACACCCCAGAAGACAAUCUUCUUUGUUUCAACGUGUUCAAGUGUUGAUUAUCUUUCGAUGAUGCUUCCACUAAUCUUGGGAGACGAGUUUUUACUGGUUCCGCUGCAUGGCAAACACGCUUCCAACGUGCGCCAAAAGAACUUUACUCGCUUCACCACCGCUGCCACCCCCUCCAUCCUUCUUACGACUGAUGUCGCCUCUCGGGGUCUGGAUAUUCCAUCCGUUGACCUGGUCGUCCAAAUCGAUCCUCCCUCUGACCCAAAAACUUUCAUCCACCGAUGCGGUCGUGCCGGGCGUGCCGGACGCCGAGGUCUGAGUAUCGUCCUACUUCACCCGGGGCGAGAAGAAGACUAUGUUUCAUUCCUGGAGGUUCGCAAGACCCCAGUGGCUCCCUAUAAUCUCCCCAUUCCUUCCGACGAUGAUGCUGCUGCUGCAACGGAAGCCGUCCGCAAGAUCAUGCGACAAGACCGCAGUCAUUACGAUAAGGGCCAAAAGGCCUUCGUUAGCUGGCUUCGAAGUUAUAGCAAGCACCAGGCAAGCAGCAUCUUCCGAGUCGCAGAUCUCGACUGGGACGCCCUUGGCAGAGCAUGGGGUCUGCUCAAGUUGCCCAAGAUGCCCGAGCUGCGUAGUUUUACUGGAGACCGCACAUUGGGCGUCAGUCUAGACUGGGAUAAUUUUACCUACAAGGAUAAGCAGAAAGAAAAGCGGCGCAAGGAGAUGAUGGAAGAAUAUGCAAGCCCAGGCCCAGGCCCAGGCCCAGGAGAGGCCAAGAAAUCACGAAAGGAAAUGGAGAGAUGGGAACAGCUGCCAGAGGAGGAGAAACAAAAGGCGCGUGAGACAGAACGCAUGAUUGAGGAGAUUAGGGCAAAGAAUGAACAGGAACGACAGGCAAGAAUCGCAGCGAAAGAAGAUGCUCCAAAUGCAAAUGGCAAUGGGGAAGAAUUCACAGGUUUCGACUAA
Molecule: messenger RNA, 1842 nt
Organism: Penicillium cosmopolitanum
Lineage: Eukaryota; Fungi; Ascomycota; Eurotiomycetes; Eurotiales; Aspergillaceae
Gene: spb4
Product: ATP-dependent RNA helicase SPB4
Exons: 4
Coding region: 1-1842 (613 amino acids)
Cellular component (GO): nucleolus
Molecular function (GO): ATP binding; nucleic acid binding; RNA helicase activity
Source: RefSeq, a predicted model, not a curated record